GGGAGGGGCGGUGUGUUAUUUUGCAUUCCUGCAGUGUGUGCCCUUUAACCCCGUUGUUAUGUUCCCCCCUGCAUUCCUGAGUAAGAGGAUUUCCUGCAGUAGUCGUAGUAGCGUGCGGACUCGCCUUCUGUGUGUGUUUACAACGAAGAGCCGACAACAACAACAACAACAACAACAACAACAACGAAAAGGAAACGCGCUUUGGUUUUGAAUUGACGAAAAAAAAUAGCCUGUAAAAAUACCCCCCCCCCCCCCCCCCCAAAAAAAAAACGACAUCUACGCUUAAAAGCAAAAGACGAACCCUCCCGAAGAAAUGAAGGACAAACAGAAGAAAAAGAAGGAGCGCACGUGGGCUGAGGCUGCCCGCAUGGUGUUGGAGAAUUUUUCUGAUGCUCCCAUGACACCGAAACAGAUCCUGCACGUCAUCGAGACAAAGGGACUCAAAGAGAUGAGCGGGACUUCACCUUUGGCAUGCCUGAACACAAUGCUGCAUUCACAGUGCAGAGGAGACGAUGGGAUCUUUUUCAAGCUUCCUGGCAGAUUGAGUCUUUUCACUCUGAAGAAAGAUGCCCUGCAGUGGUCCAAAAGCAUGGCAGUGCCAGAGGCAGAUGGUUUAGAAGACUCUGCAGACGUGGAAAGCUGUGAUUCCAAUGAAACGAGCAGUGCAAGUGGGGAAAGCGAUAUGUCCUUGGAAGAGACCUCAUCUAGUGCUUCAUGUUCCACAGAAACGCAAAGCAAGCAGACCCCUCAGGCCAGACAGAGCAGCCUCAGAGCAGCACAGCAGGGGAGGGCAGCCAGUGCCUGCUCUGAGAGAGAAUCUGGAAGGCAGAGAAAGAAAGGUGUCAUGAUGCCUCGUGUUGUACUGACCCCUCUGAAAGUAAACGGAGAGCACGUACCCUCAGGUUUUCCAGGCAAGCGCAGAGAAGCAGAGUUGAGCAGCACCUGUAGCAGCAGCUCCGCAAUCGCCUGCAGCAGCUCGUUGAGAAGCAGGGCAGAACUGAGCAGGAAACAUGGGCAGCGCUUCAAAAACCUGCACAAGUCACGGACAGGACAAAUGAAGAGAAACAAAGGGGAAGAGGUUGAUUUUGAAACGCCAGGCUCUAUCUUGGUCAAUACCAAUAUCCGAGCACUGAUCAACACACGGACACUUGCGACUUUGCCUCCCCAUCUCCAGCAGCAGCUGCUGCUCCUGCUUCCAGAGGUUGAUCGACCGGUUGGUGCUGAUGGGCUGGCACGUCUCAGCAGUUCUGCACUGAAUAAUGAAUUCUUUACACAUGCAUCACUGUGCUGGAAGGAGAGGCUUGCAGAUGGAGAAUUCACACAUGAGAUGCAGGUGAGAAUCCGCCAGGAAAUGGAAAAAGAAAAGAAGGUGGAAUUGUGGAAGGAGAAGUUCUUUGAGGAUUACUAUGGGCAGAGGUUGGGCUUAACCAAAGAGGAAUCACUAAAGCAGACCUUGGUGCAAGAAGACUCAGGAAAUCUGACUGCCGCUGCCAUUCCGACUGGACCCGCCAAGAAGCGAGCUGCUGGUCGCAGACGAAAGGACGGGCGCCUGAGGAGACGCUCCAGGUCAGACCUCAGGACCAGAGCUAGACGGGCUCUUUGCAGACAACCCAAGCUGGAGGAAGCCGAAGAUCAUUCUGAAGCUGCUGCUGCUUCAGGUAUUGAAGCCACUUCACAGGGAGAACAUAAAAUACAGACAGACUUGGAGGAAGCUGGGACUGAAGCCCAGGCAACUCAUGCAAUAUCUGUUGCUGCUGUUUCACUUGUAGGGGGUCAGUUGGAGACGCCUGCUGGCUUGUGUUCUGUGGACUCCUGUAGUUCAUACGAUAAUCAGAGAGACCUUGGCGCUGCUUCUGCUUCCCCUGACCAGAGAGCCUACCUUAGCGCUGAUGCCAGCGACAAGAACAACUCUGAGGAGGUGAAGGACCAGAAGAGGAAAUUCGGCGAGCCCACAGCCUCCACCUCCUUCCCCGAGAAAAAGCCACGUCUUGAUGAUCGCCAGUCCUUUCGGAACACAAUUGACUGUGUUCACUCAGAAAAGCCACACCGCACCAAAGAGGAACCAAAAGUGCCACCUAUCCGAAUCCAGCUUUCCCGGAUCAAACCACCCUGGGUGGUUAAAGGACCGCCCACAUACCAGAUAUGCCCUCGGAUUAUCCCUAAGCAAGAGACAGACAGCCGAGGCAGGACCGGAGCCCGGACACUUGCUGACAUUAAAGCCCGUGCCCAGCAGGCCCGGGCACAGAGGGAGGCAGCAGCUGCUGUCGCGGCCGUCGGGGGAGGUGGAGGGCCGGAAAGAGGAGGAGGACCAGGAGGGGGUGGAGGAAGAAGGGACUGCUACGAACCAGCAGAGCCUGGAGGAAGCAAAGGAGCGCUUACAGAGGCUUUGUCAAAUCAUCUCGAAGGAGCACAGCUACAGCAGAACACUGUAGCCAGCACAGAGGACGAGAUGGUGUCAGAGACUGAGCUCUUGCAGAAUGUUAAAUCUGAAAUUAUUCAAACUGAAAUAUCUUUGGAAAAAGAUUGCAAAAUUAGAGUUCUGCCCAAUAUCUCUCAUCCUUCUGUAGGCAGUGCAAGGUACGCAGAUCCAGCUGGUAUAGAUCAUACGAGUGCUUCUCAACAGAUUGACCCGAAUUACACAGAACAUAUGAUCUACACUGAAGAGGUGGAGCCUGUGAGUGAAGAAGAUAAACCCGUCCAGGUUCUAGAAACCCAAGAACAAGUUGUGGAAAUGAUGUGUGAACCUGUUGGUUUGGAAGAUCACUUAGAGACUGAAACCAGCUCUGAAGAGAUUGAAUGCCAGUAUUUUGAAGUAAAGAGUGAUGUGGUAACAGUGCUGGUUCCCACAUCUAUACCUGACACACUGCCAAGGUUUGGAGCAGAAGGCAUUGAUGCCCUCAGGACUUUAGUUUCUUUACAGCCUUUAGAGGGUGUUCACAGUGUGUAUAAAGAAAUAAAGGUAAAUAAAUACAAGACCAAAGAGGUAGAAGAUGAAGAAUGCAUAUCGCCAAGAUUGCCAAACCACAAGGAAGAGAGAAAUGGUCACGGUACAGAAAUAUCCUUAAAGAAUUGUGAACAAUUAAAUAAAACCCAGAGCCCAGAAAAAACAAAACCAUGUGCACAACUGCUUCACAUUAAGGGUGUAGCUUGUAUCUCGGAAGAUUUUUCUUCUAGUAUUCCAUGUGUAGAUGUGGAAAGACAUGCAUCAAAUCAGACACUCCUCGUUGAUUUAGAUCUCAUGUCAACGUGUUUGUAUAGCGAGGCGGGUAUGCAUAGCGACUCAACAGAGACUGCCUCUGACUUUGAAAACGAAAUGGGCGAUGAGCACAGCUGGCAUGCUGAAAUAGAGAACCAAAACUACAGUCCAGACACUGCAAGUACAAUUGUCCCUUCCCAUCCUGUUGCAGCAGCAAAAUCAAACGGCUGGAAUCCGGGAUCUGAGGCUUGCCAAGCAAGUAGUAACGGAGAUAAUAUUGAUGACGGGAGGAAGAAAGAAAAUAAGGACGGCUCUCAAACUGAAGCUCAUAAUCCCCUUCCGGCUGUGCAGAAAAAUGCAGAGGCUCCAAGAAAGGCUGGGAGCUCAAGCAGGCACGUGUCUUUAGUAGAAGCUAACAACCCACUAGUUACACAGCUGCUUCAAGGCAGUCUUCCUCUUGAAAAGGUGUUGCCACAGCCUAAUUCUACAAGCAAGCUUGAAAUCCAUCGGCUGCCUGUACCUCCUCAGAUGCCACAGGAAAACCAGUCCGUUAAAAGUGUGCAGAGUAGUAUAGGCAGAGGAGAGGACUCUUGUACAUCGAACUCCAAAACACAUCAAGAUCUUCCUCCAAAAGCCGGGCAAAGACAUUUAAAGUCUUCACUGGCUCACAAUGAAGUUUGGGUUCAAUCUCGGGUUUCCUCAAAUGAAAUUUCCCCAUGUGGGGAGCAAAUCUGUGGUUCCCAGGAACAGGGGAAUACAGUUGUGACUCCAAACACACAUGAAGAUAGCAGAGUCAAUGAGCAGGGGAGCGCCUCUUGUUGUUUUGAAGAAGUGGCGAAUAUUGCUGGAGGACGAUCCCAAGUAAACACUCCUGCAUUGUCAAAUAAUAACCCUUCGAACUCUGCUUUUGGACAAAACUCUGCCUUCGGUUUAAUUGUGGAUAAAGGAUACCCAGGAGUUCCAGGGCAGAAAGGUGCAGCUCAGGAGUGCAAAGCAGGUGACAUGCAGUGCAAUACAGACAUGGACCAAAACAGGCAGGUGUCCCCACAACAUAAUUUUAUCUCCAGGGAAGUUGUGCCCACUGUUAAAAUAGACUGGCACCCAAAACAGCAACCUGGUGUCAAAAAUGAGAACCCAUCAUGUCAAAGUCCUUCCAAAAACGUUCUUGCAACCGGUAAAAAAGACUUGGCAAGUUCUUUUGAAUCCAAGGAACAUUUCCCAGGGACACUGUUAAAUGUAGGAAUGUCUCUUGUCCGAUUGACAAGAGAGUCUGGAAAGCCCUUCCAGCACCCUUUGGAGCCUUCCUAUAUUCCUUUCCAGCUUAAUAUCCAGCAACAGUUUUACGGGAAGCUCCCCAAACUGCAUUAUAACAGCAGCUCAGUCUUUAAUUAUACCACCAACAUGCCAAUUUCAGACCGCGCUCUUAGCGGCUUCUCGAAGAACAUUGCUAACAGUGUGAUGCAGCUGCAGCAGAAGACCUUUGCAGAGCACAGUGUUGAGGAAAUGGCGCUCAAGUGCUCAUGCAGACUGAAAGCCAUGAUCAUGUGUCAAGGCUGUGGUGCUUUUUGCCACGAUGACUGUAUAGGUCCCUCUAAGCUUUGUGUGUCCUGUCUUGUUGUAAGAUAGCGAACAGUGAUCUUCGAGCGUGGUGUACAUAGAAUUGUGCUGUAUUUUUUUGUGGCAUACAAUUUUUUCUAAUGUUAAGUGAAUUGCAAGACUGGGCAUGGUUCCAUUUAUCUUUUACCUCUAUCCUGUUCCAUUACACAGUUAUGGCAUAAGUUGUGUCAUUCAAGGGGUGGGGGACGGGACACCACAUGUCUUGAAUUAUUUUUAAUUACUGAAUAUGGGAAUUGCAUUUCCUAUUCUUAUUCAGGUUCCCAGUUAUGUUUUUUUUUUUGUAUCUUAUGUUCAGCUGUUAAGCAGAGUAUUAAAAUAAACAUUAAACCAGACUGAAUUGAUUUAAAUGUGUUAAAUAAAAUGUACGUUGUGAUUGUACAGUAUUCAUUCUCAAAGCUUUGCUUUCUCUAGGGAAUGUGAACUUGUAAGAAGUCUGAAAUAGAGCCUUCUGUUGUAAAUGACCCACCUAGCAGUAAAUAGUGUAGCGCACCCCAAAACUCUAUACUCCUGUGAAGGGAAAUGGGAUAUGUAGCCACAAUCUGUCAAUUCAAAACCCCAGCCACUGCAAGUGGAACACAGUUAAGAGGACAGCAAUGGAGGGGUGCACCCUGGUUAUACUGUUGAUAUGCAAUUGACAUCUUUCAAAAGAUCUUGAAGGGUAGAAAUAACACAUUUGAGUAAUUGGAAAGCCCACAGUGAUAAGCACACAUCAGAGAACAGCUGGUUCCAGUAAACCAAGUGUGUUCAAAUCCUUCCAAGGCAUUUUGUAUCCAUAAUCAAGUUGACAUUAAGGAAAGCAUUGCAUGCCAAGUUGUUCAUAUGCUGCUGAAUUCAGGGAUUAUGUAUUUAUUGGUUCUUAAAUAAACUGGGAUAGAUGCGG
Acipenser ruthenus (sterlet) is the source of this 5693-nucleotide messenger RNA. Its product is annotated as polycomb group protein ASXL1-like. The transcript is spliced from 12 exons. Gene Ontology annotation, biological process: positive regulation of transcription by RNA polymerase II; animal organ morphogenesis. Bases 314 to 4822 code for a protein of 1502 amino acids. The record is from RefSeq and is a predicted model, not a curated record. Gene Ontology annotation, cellular component: PR-DUB complex. Gene Ontology annotation, molecular function: peroxisome proliferator activated receptor binding; chromatin binding; DNA binding. Lineage: Eukaryota; Metazoa; Chordata; Actinopteri; Acipenseriformes; Acipenseridae.